Molecule: messenger RNA, 1022 nt
Organism: Drosophila simulans
Lineage: Eukaryota; Metazoa; Arthropoda; Insecta; Diptera; Drosophilidae
Gene: Osi16
Exons: 2
Coding region: 38-874 (278 amino acids)
Source: RefSeq, a predicted model, not a curated record
GUCUCACAAACAGUCCCCAUUGCAGUAGAUAGCAAAGAUGUUGCUGACCAAGACCCUGGAAUAUCUUUUUUACUUGGCCCUAUUCGCCUUCAUGUGCAAAUAUGCCACGGCUGCCAGUGUCCAGCCCACCGAAGUGCCUGCAGUUGCUCCGGAAACCAUUAGAAAACCCCAAAGGGCAGAGAGCCUUCUCAGUGGCUGUGAAGCAUCCUCCUUCAGUUGGAUGUGCCUCAAGAUCGAAUUCGUUAAGAUCAUGGAAAAGCUCGCCGAACAGGAGGAACUUAACGUUUUGCCUGGAAUCAGUGUGGUCAAGGAUGAGAACGCCACCGAACUCAAGACAUCGGAGCUCAUGGCAGAAGUGGCUCGCAGCUAUCCCAGUGACCCGAGCACUCGCUUGAAUGGCUAUAUAGUGGCCAAACUGGAAAACCUUCUGAAAACGCGGUUCCUACGAUUUCGCCUGCUGGAUGACAAGUCCCUCGUAGAAGGUCGCAAGCACAAGUUCGGCAAGAAAGGAGGCUUGGAGGCCCUGGUGGCGGCUGGAGUCAUGAUGAAGGGAAUGCUUAUGGCCAUGGGCCUCGGGGCCAUCGCUCUGAUGGCCGGAAAGGCUCUGAUGACAGCUUUAAUGGCCUUGACCCUGUCUGGAGUCCUCGGUCUUAAGAGCUUGGCCGGCGGCGGGGGAAAGUCCACCACAUACGAAAUAGUGGCUAAGCCAAUUUACACCUCCAGCCACUCGCACUCGGUCACUCACGAAGAUGGAGGUCACUCCCACAGUCCCCACUUUGCCGCAGGAGGCGGUGGUGGUGGUACUGCCAGUGGCUUUGGCUACGGGGGAUAUGCUAGGUCCCUGAAAGUGGAUCAAUCAGCGAACCAAAUCUAAUAAUUUUAGAAAGGAACCGACAGUAUCAUUACCUAAUAAUUUAUUAAUUUAUUGUACUUUAAGAAACAUAAUACAACAGCAAACUCAGCAUUGUCUUAGUUUUAAUGUGUGAAUUUUAACACAUCAAAUGUAACAGUUACAAAGACUU